CUAUGCAGCGGGUGAUGCUAGCUCCAUAAAAACCUACCGCCCUCACUGCCCACAUUCCAGCGAUGAAACACCUUACCUAGGUAAAGACAUGCUUUCAUGCACACACUUUCUCUAAAGCGUUUGUUGCAGUCAUAUACACUCUACAAACGCAGUUCGAGGUGGCUGUGCGCAUGUUAAGCAGGCAAUACCUACUUUCUGUCCUGCGCCUCCUCUUUUACUCUUGUACAAACCACAACGCCUGACUGUCACUGUAGCUCACACCUUUGUACCCUUCUUGGUUCGCAGUCAUGGGCGGUCUGGCGUUCGCAACUGUCACAUCCGGCAACGGGCAGCCACCUCACAUCCCUCGUAUGCCGCCAGAGCUAUACAAGGCGAUCUCAGCAGAAUGUCAAGCAAAGCUGAAGAAGCUCUUCAACCAUGUCGUCAUCCCUCGCGACGCUCCAGCGAAAGUAGAUCACGGCGAUGUCGAUUUCCUGGUCGAAGGCAUACUACCUCACACCUUGAGAAGCGAUAUCUGGACAGCCACCAAGAACAUCAUCGGUGCCGAGUUACAUCUGCCCCGCGGUGACUCUCACUCCUACGCUAUUCCCCACCCAGAAAUUCCGGAUGCAUACGUACAAGUAGAUGUAGAACUCUCGCCUGGAAACGAUACGCCUGAAGGAGCAGAGCUCUUUGAGUGGACAAGAUUCAUGAAGGGUGACUCGGACCUGCUGCAAGUUAUUGGCGUCUCUCAUCGACCCCUCGGGCUGACUUGCAAUGAUCGUGGUCUACACGUCCGAGUUGAGGAAAUUGAACCGUACAACAAGAAGAAAGCGCUCGUCUUCUUAACAAGAGAUCCGAACAAAGCCAUGGAGUUCUACGGCUUCGAUGUGAGUAAAUACUGGGCUGGCUUCACAGACGAAAAGGACCUGUUCGAUUGGGCUUCCAGCGGAAGGUUCUUCUCUCACGAUAUUUUCGAAAGUCGCGUUGAGAAGUCAAACGAUCGAUCACGGCAAACAAAGCGGCCCAUGUACCGACGUUUCGUAGAACAGUACAUGGCCACACAUCCAGAUCAAGGCAACAAUAAUGCAUGGACCCGCCAGCAGGUUCUCCACGAAGCCCUUACCUACUUCAACAAGCACUCCGAAUAUGACGCUAUGAUGGAGGAGCAUCGUAGCAAAGAAGCUGAAGAGCAGCUGUGGAAAGACAUUCGAGCAAUCCUGCCCGUUGAGGGCAACUCAUUGGCGCUGACUUUGAAAGGUUUGCGGCGCUGGGUGGUCUUCCAGAACGGCGAGCCGCAAAUCACAUCCGAACCCAACUUGGAAGAGUACCAGUGGUGGGUCAAGCACAUAUCAGAAGAAGAUAAGGGUAAAAUCAUAGCCUGGGUAAAGGGCAAUUGGGAAGAGGUGAAGGCCCUAGAAAAAGCGCGAGCGCGAGCUGCAAAGGAAGGUGCAAAGACGAAAUCGCAAUAGAAAGGCAAUAUCUCAGUUCCUUUCAAGGUACACAGUAGAGCCAAGAAGUACUCGUGAUUUACGGUAUGCCAUAUCAAGCCAAACUGUCUAGAGAAUGACGCAACGUGUAUGUACCUAGGUAGUAGAUCGCGUGGAGUUGCUUUGGCAAACACCAACCGCAUCCGCACAUGGAGGCGAGGAUCAGAGCUUUUCUUCCAAUGUGAGUGACGUAAUGGUCCCGACCCUUCCCGUAAAUUAGAAUUUACAGGCCCU
This is a messenger RNA of Cucurbitaria berberidis CBS 394.84, 1703 nucleotides long. RefSeq lists its product as uncharacterized. The transcript is spliced from 3 exons. Lineage: Eukaryota; Fungi; Ascomycota; Dothideomycetes; Pleosporales; Cucurbitariaceae. The coding region runs from base 288 to 1451 and encodes 387 amino acids. The record is from RefSeq and is a predicted model, not a curated record.